AUGCAGCAUUCAUCCAAUGGUUUUGUUGAAUUUGAUGAGAACUACCAUGUGUUCUUCACUGAUAAAAAAUCAGAGAAUCCUUUUAUCCCUAAAAGUAUAUAUGCUAAUGAAGAGGAGAUAAAUGAAGUAACUGAAAAUGCUGGUGACAUGAAUAUGCUGAACUCUGAAAUGAGUGUAACAGAAACAGAAGGAAACCAGACGGAAGUUGAAAAACCUAAAGCAAGUCUAAAACGUAAGAGAGGACAGAAAGCCCGUAAGAAGGAAGAUGAAACUAUUAACCUGGAGUCUUCAGAUGAGGAAGAAUCCUUGUUAGUUGUGAGGAAAAGAGUUCAGAAAUCAGUGCCUAAAGUCAUUGGCAAAGCCUCGAGGAAACAAAAACUUACUACAUUGAACAAGAAGAGAUUUACUUGUAACAUUUGUAACAAAUAUUGUUAUACAUAUCAGAAUUACAACCAUCACAUCAGUUUGCAUUCUAAGAAAGACUAUAAGAAAUGCAUUAAGUGCUCAAAAGUAUUCCGAAGCAAGGAAAAGUUGAACAACCAUAUCGCAAAUGAUCAUUCUUCAUCAAAACUUACAGAUACUUUAAAAACUAUGCUGGAAAAACGUAAAAAAGGCGAAAGCUACACUGACAGCUUACCAAUGUCAGAGAAAUUUAGACGUACCAUCAAAAAAGCAAACGUUUCCGAAAUUGACUUAACUUAUUCAACCGCAAACAUAAAGCUUGUUGAAAACGGACUGUCCGUUCAGAAAUUUAUAGAGAAUUUUACUCCGGAAUUAGAGACUAAACCAGACCCACCCUCUGUGGAACAUUCAAUAACUGUCAAAGUUGUUACUGGUGUCACAAAAGAACCAUCAAUUAAAAUGACUAAGUAUGAAACGAAACCGGUUGCUACAGGGUUCAAACUAGCCAUGCCAGUGAAGUUCAAAGCUAGUAUCGUGGAUAAAACUCCUGCUAGCAUCAGAUUGGUACAACCUGUGUCUUUGUACGAAGACAGUCCGAGCCCGGACCAUACCUACAAUGAUGAUGAUGAUAUGGAGAGAAAUGACUCAAUACCAGAAGUCGCAGAGGAGGUUAUGCUCGAAGGAACAGAAGAAACACCGAGACAGACUAACAUACCUCACAAAAUUGUCAUUCCUAAACUACCUACUGAAUACAAAGACUUGAGAAUCGCUCACUUACUCCCGGAAGCACCUUUCUACAAAAUAGUUAAAGUUAAUGAUGUCUUAAAUAUAGCGGAGACUGAAAAAGUUGACCCAACUGAACGUCCAAGCAAACUGAGAACAAUAAAGUUACCGGACGGUACGAAAUUGGUGAAUACAAAUCCGUUGGCUCAUUUAUUGGGGAAUGCCAGUCUAGAUAAAGUAUUGGAGCCUAUGAAAAAUAAAUAUUAUAAGGCAAAGACUAAGAAUUUUCAAGGUAUGUUGGCGGAAGCACUUAGUAAUCUGGAUAAACCAGCUCCUAAGAGGAAGAAGAAGGUGGAUCUGGCUUUAUCAGAAGUGAGCAGUCAAUUUGAAGAUUGA
Messenger RNA from Helicoverpa armigera (cotton bollworm), 1521 nucleotides. RefSeq lists its product as uncharacterized. The transcript has a single exon. NCBI's taxonomy places the organism in Eukaryota, Metazoa, Arthropoda, Insecta, Lepidoptera, Noctuidae. The record is from RefSeq and is a predicted model, not a curated record. Bases 1 to 1521 code for a protein of 506 amino acids.